CAUGCCUUCUACUGAAGGUCAUUUAUUCCUUUAUCCCUCUGUCAUUCAGCAGCUGUGCACCAGUGUCUCCUGUGUUCCGGGCCCAGGGCUAAGGGGUAAUGAAAGACAAACUUCCCGUCCUCCGUGAAGGGAUGGUCAGCACUGAACAAGCUAUUACAAGGGCGGCUGCUUUAUGACAAAGUCUCAGGACGAGGGUGCCCCCCACCUGAAGACAAGGAGCCAGGCCCUGAGUGAUGCCCCGGAGCCGAGUGCCCACGGCCCCACCCUUCCCCAUGGAGAAAGGACUUGCUUUGCCCCAGGACUGCCGGGACUUUCUGCACAGUCUGAGAAUGAGGAGCAAAUAUGCCCUUUUCCUGGCUUUUGUGGUGGUGGUUUUUGUCUUUAUUGAAAAGGAAAAUAAAAUCAUAUCGAGGGUCUCGGACAAGCUGAAGCAGAUCCCCCAGUCCCUGGCAGAUGCCAACAGCACGGACCCAGCCCUGGUCUUGGCCGAGAACGCAUCCCUCUUGUCCCUGAGCGAGCUGGAUUCAGCCUUCACGCAGCUGCAGAGCCGCCUGCGGAACUUCAGUCUGCAGCUGGGCUUGCAGCCAGCGGAGGAGGAGGCCAAGGCGGAGGAGGAGGAGGAGGCGGCGGAGGAGGAACAGGGGGAGCAGCCCCCGGGCCCCGCCGAGGCCCGCCGCCGGCGCCACGUGCUCCUCAUGGCCACCACCCGCACCGGCUCCUCUUUCGUGGGUGAGUUCUUCAACCAGCAGGGCAACAUCUUCUACCUCUUCGAGCCGCUGUGGCACAUCGAGCGCACGGUGUCCUUCGAGCCCGGAGGCGCCAGCGCGGCGGGCUCGGCCCUCGUCUACCGGGACGUGCUCAAGCAGCUCUUCCUGUGCGACCUGUACGUGCUGGAGCACUUCAUCAGCCCGCUGCCCGAGGACCACCUGACGCACGGCAUGUUCAAGGCGCGCGACAUGUACCGCUUCGCGGGCAUCCCGCUGACCCCGCAGGUGGAGGACUGGAUCCGGAAGAACACGCAGGCGCCCCGCGACGGCAGCGGCAUCUACUCCACGCAGAAGAACUCCUCGGAGCAGUUCGAGAAGUGGCGCUUCAGCAUGCCCUUCAAGCUGGCGCAGGUGGUGCAGGACGCCUGCGGCCCCGCCAUGCGCCUCUUCGGCUACAAGCUGGCGCGGGACGCCGCCUCGCUCACCAACCGCUCGGUCAGCCUGCUGGAGGAGCGCGGCACCUUCUGGGUCACGUAGGGGGCCUGGCGCCUCCGCAUCCUCCUCGUGAAAGUCCCGCCUUGCCUUCCUCAUCCUG
Molecule: messenger RNA, 1302 nt
Organism: Myotis davidii
Lineage: Eukaryota; Metazoa; Chordata; Mammalia; Chiroptera; Vespertilionidae
Gene: CHST3
Product: carbohydrate (chondroitin 6) sulfotransferase 3
Exons: 4
Coding region: 234-1244 (336 amino acids)
Biological process (GO): N-acetylglucosamine metabolic process
Molecular function (GO): chondroitin 6-sulfotransferase activity; N-acetylglucosamine 6-O-sulfotransferase activity
Source: RefSeq, a predicted model, not a curated record